AUGACGUGUCCCUCGACGGCCCAGCCACCACAGAAUGUUGGUAGUCACAAUGGAUAUGUGCCAUAUACUGGGAAUUCUGCUGCUAUUUCAUCAUCCCCACAACCCAACAACAAACGAAAGCGAGGCGAUAACGGUCUAUAUCAGAAGACUCCUCAAGCCUCGAUACCCACCCAAACCGUACCCCCGAACGCGAAACCCCAGAGGGCGAAAGUCGCCACAGCACCAGCCGUUCCGAGCUUUGGGUUUACCUUACCAACCGUUGCUCCAGCAGUACCACAACCUGCUGAUGCUAAGAAAGAAGGAGAGAAGAAGAGGAAGAAGAUACAGCUGGGCCUGACUGGAAAGGAGGUAGAUAUGGACGAUACGAAGAGUGUCGGCGAACAGGAGGAGAACGAUGAGGGUAUUGACGAAGAAGCCGAACUAGCAUUGAAGAUGGGCGUGCAAGGGAUGGCCUUUGAGCAUAACGGCAUGCAAAUCUCGCUGCAGACACCGGCCGAGAUUACCGCAUGGUUGCGGGACCGAAGAAAGGAGUAUCCCACGAGGCAGAGAGUUGCCGAAAAGGCGCAAGAAGCCGCAGAGAGGAGAGCGAAAGAACUUGAGUUUCUGCACAAAGUACAGGGAGGGAAAACAGUCAAAAAGGAACCGCCUGAUAGUAGCAUCGUAUCAACGCCGGCAACGGUCGUUCCUCAAUCGUCCUCGGGAACGAAAGCAGAGAUCCUUCAGGAGCUGCGUGCCAAGGUCGAAAACAGUAGACCUGGUAAACAAAAACCAUCAGAUCCAUCAAAUCCAACUGCAGUCGAUCUUGGUCUCGGCUAUGCGAGUGAUUCUGCAUCCGAGUCGGGUUAUAGCAUUCUGGAUGAAGAGUCCUCUGCCGUUUCGUCCAGCUCGGAGGACUCUGACGAAUCGAGUGACGACACGGACUCGGAUUCUGGUCCAGAGACACAGUCGUCGAAGGUGGAAGUUCCGGCUAUCGUGGUUCCACCACCUGCACCCGCUCAUGCACCAGCUCCUCCACCCACUCCUGCUCAAACUUCGCUGAAUGUGGAGAAAAACGAAGAACGGCGCAUAUGUUCUAGCUGGAGAAAUAACGGUUCUUGCAGAUACGGGAAACAUUGCCGUUAUGCUCAUCCACCGAAGACGAAGGAAAAGCGUAUGGGACUCUAUGAGCGAUUGGUUGAACAAGAGAAGGAUAAGGCGGACCGUCUGGCUCUUGACGCUAUCAAGUGGCUGGGUCGUAACGGAUUUUUAGGUUGA
Messenger RNA from Westerdykella ornata, 1254 nucleotides. RefSeq lists its product as uncharacterized. Gene Ontology annotation, molecular function: RNA binding; metal ion binding. Gene Ontology annotation, cellular component: nucleus. NCBI's taxonomy places the organism in Eukaryota, Fungi, Ascomycota, Dothideomycetes, Pleosporales, Sporormiaceae. Gene Ontology annotation, biological process: box C/D snoRNP assembly. The transcript has a single exon. The coding region runs from base 1 to 1254 and encodes 417 amino acids. The record is from RefSeq and is a predicted model, not a curated record.